AUGACCGAAAAAUACUUCUUCGAUCCAACCAGUCCACAAGCACCACCUAAAGACAAAAACGCAACAACAUCAUCAUCAGCUUCCAUGCUGCCGACCUCUGGCAAGGGAAAACUAGUCCGUGUUUCCCGAGUUGCUAAGCAAAAGGCUUUACAGCAGUUUGGUCCACAGUCUGAUGACAAAAACGCAUAUGCCAAAACGGGAGAAAAAGGAGUGUCUGGUCCAGACACGCCUAUUGCAGCAUUGUUGAUAAAGAGAAGAUCGCAUCGUUCUGAGAUUGUUCCCGGCAAGAAGGUCACAAACAAUACUAGAACAUGUAAACCACAUAUCAAGCACAAGGUUGAUGACGACGAAGACUAUGUUCCAAGUCAGAUCGAGAAGAAGAGGAACAAGAACAAGAACAAGCAGUCUAGCGCAAAGCGCAAAGCGGAUAGGGACACCAAAGAGGACGGGAAGCAGAACAAGAAGCCACGGCUGCAGGCAAAUAACCCUGAGGGUUCAAUCGAUUGUGCAGAAAAGCAACGAGAUCAAUCGAAAUCAUUCAUCAAACCUGCAUCAUCUGCCGUAUCUUCGCGACAUUCGCUGAUUGCAGGACUGAAGGGUUCACAGAAGCCAAUAGACGCCUCUCAGACAAGGUUCAAAAAACCAAUGUUACCUUCACACAUCACUCAAGCGCCGUUGACCCCGACGAAGCCGAAGAAGAAACUUGUGGAGACACAGAAACGGCUCCACACGCCAAGGGAUGCAAGGAGACCUCUUCUCGAUGACGUUUUCUCACAAAUGCCAUCGUCGCCACCGAUACCUUACGAAGCCGACGAAAUGAAUGAUUGGUCACAGGAUACUCGAGCUGUGACAGCGAUACUGUCGAGCAACAGCAAGCCUAUACCCGCAUCACCAAACGCAGAAUCAACGGCUAUAUCCGGCCACGCAAAUUGCGAUGAUGUAGCGCAUGAGAAGCGGGCAGGAGAUUCGCAAACUGCAAAAAGUGAUCCUUUCACACGAAGGACCAAGAGCGGAAAAGCCACAUCGUUCUUACGUCGUUUGACAGAGGACGGAUCAAAAGUUGUUGAUCUGGAUCUUAGCAACCAAUGUAGUACUCUUGCUGGUGACUGCCGUAACGACCAGCAACACACUUCAGAAGCCGAAAUUUUGCCUGUUUAUCUCGAUUCUUCGCCACCAAGGGUGCACUCGCCUAUUAGCAGUCACAGUUCGACCUCUGCCGAGUAUUUAUUCUCCUCCGAACCCCAGCUACCUUCGUCAGAAGCCGAAGAGAUUGGGUGGGAGAAGAGCUUUGAGCCUCAUCAGUGCAGCCUACAUGAUGUCUUGAUCAGUACGUCGAAACGGGUCGUGCGUCAUAUCGUCGAUAGCGAGACGGGCCUCGACGAAAUUGCAGAGACGUUUGCAACACAUGGUGAGUAUAUACAAGAGUCGCUCCUGUCCCAACAUGACGACGACUACAAACACGCGUUCGCCGAUAUGGAGAGUAAAAGGGGUGCUCUCCGAGAAGAGCUUGAGCAGGCCAUUAAGCGAAUGGCUGGCGAGCGGAAGCGAAUUGGUUUUGAUGGAACCUUGCACCCGCCAAUAGAAAGAUAG
Messenger RNA from Bipolaris oryzae ATCC 44560, 1590 nucleotides. RefSeq lists its product as uncharacterized. The record is from RefSeq and is a predicted model, not a curated record. The transcript has a single exon. The coding region runs from base 1 to 1590 and encodes 529 amino acids. Lineage: Eukaryota; Fungi; Ascomycota; Dothideomycetes; Pleosporales; Pleosporaceae.